Oldenlandia corymbosa var. corymbosa is the source of this 2271-nucleotide messenger RNA. NCBI's taxonomy places the organism in Eukaryota, Viridiplantae, Streptophyta, Magnoliopsida, Gentianales, Rubiaceae. The record is from the annotation of a GenBank genome assembly.
AUGUCACAGAAUCAUCUCAUAGCUGUUGCUGUUUUGGCCACAGCUUCAACAUGUCUGAUUUUGGCCGGAAUUGUAUUCUACUUCUUUUACAGGUACUCCGUGGCUCGUCGGGAAAGCGAACGGAGAAAAUACCGUUCAAGUUUCAGGCGGGAACCCGUUGGAAUUGGAGGAUCGCAUGAAGGGUUGUUCAUGCAACAACAUGGUGGUGGUGGUGCAAGUGGAGCUGGAACUCUUAGAGGGCUACUUGUUGAGGAGAAUGGAAGGGAAGUACUUUAUUUGAGGAAAGCUGAUAAUAAUGGAAGGUUUACAAGUUGUUUUUCAAAGGUUUGGUUUAAUCCUAUAAUUGAAGCAGAAGAAGAAGAAAAGGAGAUCGAUCAUAGAGCCCUUAACCCAAGUAUUCCUAAUAGUCCUACACAAGAAAUUCCUUUGAUCUCUAAAGCAGAUCAUCAUGAAGUUGAUGAUUCUUACAUUUUAGAGAUAGAUAAACCAAGGAAUUUAAUGCAAACUUCAAGACCUUCAAUUCUUGUUCCUCCUCCUCCACCUCCGGCGGCGCCACCGCCUCCUCCUCCUCCUCCUCCUCCACCUCCACCUCCAAUACGAAACAACUUGAAACCACCAGCACCUCCUCAACCUCCUCCCCUGCCUCUGGUGAAAAGGGCUUCAAAACCACCUGUCCAGCAAAGUCCAUCUAGAACAAAACCUGCAGAAUCAUCAGUAUUACCUCUUCCACAAAAUAAGUUUUCAGCUGGUGGAGGUUUUUAUUCAUCAUUGAAACCACCAGCUCCCCCAAAUAGAGGUAAACAAACAAAUUACAACAUAGUAAAAACCUCGGAUUUCGGAAAUGCAAAUGAUAGAAGAGACAGUACUCAGAUGAAGUUGAAGCCAUUGCAUUGGGAUAAAGUACUUACAAAUGCUGAGCAUUCCAUGGUUUGGCAUGAGAUUGUUGAUGGCUCUUUUAGAAUGGAUGAUAAACUUAUGGAAUCACUCUUUGGAUACACUGCCCAAAACCAGAAAACUCCUGAAGCAAGAAACAUGGCUGCAAGUUCUGCAUUGAAUUCUAGUGCUGCUAAAAUAUUUCUCCUUGAUCCGAGAAAAUCACAAAACACCGCGAUUGUACUUAAAUCUUUGUCGAUAUCCAGGAAAGAUAUUCUGGAUGCUCUCCAAGAAGGAUUUGGACUCAGUACUGAUACUCUUGAGAAAUUGGCAAAGAUUUCGCCAACACCCGAAGAAUCUGUGAAAAUCCUCCAAUUUGAUGGAAAUCCAACUAAACUUGCUGAUGCAGACUCUUUUCUUUACCACAUCCUCAAAGCUGUACCAACUGCAUUCAUGCGUAUCAAUGCAAUGCUGUUCAGGUCAAGUUAUGAUCCUGAUAUCCUUCAACUCAAGGAGUCUCUCCAGACACUGGAAUUGGCAUGUAAAGAACUGAGAAGCCGGGGCGUUUUCUUUAAGCUUUUGGAAGCCAUUCUCAAGGCUGGAAACAGAAUGAAUGCUGGAACUGCAAGGGGAGAUGCUCAGGGCUUCAAUUUAAGCGCCCUGCGAAAACUUUCUUCCGUGAAGAGUACUGAUGGAAAGACUACUCUUCUUCACUUUGUUGUUGAACAAGUAAUCCAAUCAGAAGGCAAACGUUGCUCCAACCUCCAAAGAAGCAAAAAUGGCAGUGGAAGCAACAAUCCUGACCAAGAUUCGGAAGCUGAAAAAGAAUACAUCAUGCUAGGUCUGCCAGUGGUUGGAGGCCUGAGUACAGAAUUUGCAAAUGUAAAGAAAGCAGCUGCAAUAGACUAUGAGAAUUUCAUCAACAUGUGUCCUACUCUAACCAUGAGGGCUAAUGACAUCAGACACAUAGUUUCACAAUGUGGAAGCAGAAGUGAAAGAAGCGGAUUCUCAAAGGAAAUGAAGGGUUUCCUGGAAGAAUGCGACGAAGAACUCAAGGUUGUAACGGAAGAACAAACAAGAGUGAUGCAGCUUGUGAAGAGAACCACACAGUAUUAUCAAGCUGGAGCUGCAAAGGAGAAAGGAACUGAUCCACUUCAGCUGUUUGGCAUUGUCAAGGACUUCUUAAGUAUGGUUGAUCAAGUUUGUAUAGACAUUUCAAAGAAGCUGCAAAAGAAGAGGGUGACCACUGCUAGUACUAGUGAAGGAUCAUCGCCGCCAUCGUCGCCGUUACCAUUGUCUCCAAGAACUCCAGUGAAGUUCCAGAAUUUUUUACAGUCUUAUUUUCAGACAGGUAAACAAGUGACAUCAUCAUCUAGUGAAUCAGAAGAUGAUUUCUGA